GUUUCCCGAUUAUUUUCCUUUUAAAUCUCAACGUGUCAGCAUCGGGCACAAAGGAAGAACGAUCAUUCAUCAACUGGCCAAAAAAAAUAAAUUAAAUUUAUUUUUUUUAUAUUAAUUUCAACUCAACCAUAGUCUAAGUAAUAAACAGCAUAAUGAAACUAUUUUUGUGCGCGUUAUUUGUAUUGUUUGCCGCGGCGGCGAGCGAAGAAAAUCCCCAAGUACUCGAAGAAGAUGGUGUUUUAGUUUUAACAAAGAAUAACUUUCAAAACGUCAUUGCCGAAAACGAAUUUGUUUUAGUUGAAUUCUAUGCUCCAUGGUGUGGACAUUGCAAAGCCUUAGCUCCAGAAUACGCCAAGGCUGCUCAAAAAUUAGCCGAAGACAAUUCGAAUAUCAAAUUGGGUAAAGUUGAUGCCACCGAAGAGGGUGACUUAGCUGAAGAAUAUGGCGUUCGAGGCUAUCCAACAUUGAAGUUCUUCCGUAAGGGUGUUGCUGUUGAAUACAGUGGUGGACGUCAAUCUGAUGAUAUUAUUACAUGGGUUGUCAAGAAGACCGGACCACCUGCUGUUGAAUUAAACGAUGCUGAACAAGCUGAGAAAUUCUUAAAGGAUAAUGAAAUCGCUGUUGUAGGAUUCUUUGCUGACAAAGAAAGCGAAGAAGCCAAGACCUUCCUCUCUGCUGCCAAUGCUCUCGAUAGCUUUGCCUUUGCCUUCACCACUCAAGCAUCUCUUUUGGCCAAAUACGAAGCCAAGGAAGGUCAAAUCUACCUCUUCAAGCCAUACGAUGACAAGAAGACCUUGUACCAAGGUGAAUCUAACCAAGAAGAUAUCAAGAAAUUCGUUCAAGUCUACUCCCUGCCUUUGAUUGUUGACUUCAACCAUCAAUCUGCAUCGAAAAUCUUUGGAGGAUCUGUCAAAUCCCAUAUGUUGUUCUUCGUCUCCAAGGAGAAGGGUCAUGUUGAGAAAUAUGUCGAACCAUUGAAGGAAAUCGCUGCCAAUUACCGUGAUGAGGUUCUCUUUGUUACCAUUAGCGCCGAUGAGGAAGAUCAUGCUCGUAUCUUUGAAUUCUUCGGUAUGUCCAAGGAUGAAAUUCCAUCAAUUCGUUUGAUUAAAUUGGAAGAAGAUAUGGCCAAAUACAAGCCACCAACCAAUGACUUGAGCCCCGAAGCCGUAAAGAGCUUUGUUGAAGAUUUCAUGGCUGGUAAAUUGAAGCAACAUUUGUUGUCACAAGAAUUGCCAGAAGAUUGGGAUAAGAACCCAGUUAAGGUGCUUGUUGCUAGUAACUUUGAUGAAGUUGCACUUAACCCAGAAAAGGAUGUCCUUGUGGAAUUCUAUGCUCCAUGGUGCGGACAUUGCAAACAAUUGGUUCCAAUCUACGAUCAAUUGGGUGAGAAAUACAAGGAUCAUCCAACCAUUGUCAUUGCCAAGAUCGAUUCCACUGUCAACGAGUUGGAACACACCAAGAUCUCAUCCUUCCCCACACUCAAAUUCUACCGUAAGGGUGAUAACCAAGUGAUUGACUACAACAUGGACAGAUCGUUGGAAGAUUUCAUUAAAUUCUUGGAUAAUGGUGGUGAAGCUCCAGUUUCUGAGGAUGUCGUUGAAGAAGUUUUGGAAGAAUCUGCGGAAGCAAAGAAAGAAAAGGAUGAAUUGUAAAUUCCCCUAAACAUAAUACAAAUACCAGUAGAAAACAGUUUAUGUAGCCACCUUUUACAAAAAUACAAUCCAAUCUUCUGUUCAUUCUAAAAAAAAAAAAAACAAGAAAACAAAAAUCAUAGGAUCCAUAAAUGGAAGUAAACAUAAAAAAAAUUAAUUUGUUUUCUAUUACUUUGAUAUUUUUUUUACUUUAAGAGAAAUAUUUUAGUUAUACUUAAGUUUUUUUUAUAUGAUAUACUAAAGUAAACAUUUAUGUAGUAGGAAGGCUAGGGAAAAUACAAAAAAAAAAUAAUUAAAAAAAAGAGUAAACAAAAUAUUAAACUUCCAUAGUUGAAAAAAAUCUUUAUUUGUAAUAUUAAAAAUUAUUAAAACUAAAAAAAAAAAUAAUAAUAAAACAUACUUUCUGUGAAAAGAACUGAUAAGAAAAAUACAAAAACUAAUAAAGAAAAGAACUUUUUUUUAAAAAAUA
This is a messenger RNA of Episyrphus balteatus (marmalade hoverfly), 2121 nucleotides long. RefSeq names its product protein disulfide-isomerase (gene Pdi). Lineage: Eukaryota; Metazoa; Arthropoda; Insecta; Diptera; Syrphidae. Gene Ontology annotation, biological process: protein folding; response to endoplasmic reticulum stress. The record is from RefSeq and is a predicted model, not a curated record. The transcript is spliced from 5 exons. Bases 153 to 1652 code for a protein of 499 amino acids. Gene Ontology annotation, cellular component: endoplasmic reticulum. Gene Ontology annotation, molecular function: protein disulfide isomerase activity.